Molecule: messenger RNA, 765 nt
Organism: Solenopsis invicta (red fire ant)
Lineage: Eukaryota; Metazoa; Arthropoda; Insecta; Hymenoptera; Formicidae
Exons: 2
Coding region: 195-566 (123 amino acids)
Source: RefSeq, a predicted model, not a curated record
UUCUUUUUAAUCGAAAUAUAUCGAUUACAGUAAAAUAAUAUAUAAUGUAAUUUACAGAUACUUCGAAAACUUGUUACGACGUAAUUGAAAACAGCUCGAUUUCUCUAUCACUAAGUAAAGAAGGAAACGAUUUAACGCAAAUCCUACCGGUACAGCAAUUCCAAAAAUAUGUCGUAAAGCGAUUAGAAGAAAUAAUGUUAUUGUUGGAACAGAGCAAUGCUUCUUCUGUUCGUCUUUUAAAUUCGCUUCAGACAUUUAUGAAUCCAUCUUCAAAACCAGACGGACUUCCUGAAUUUCCUUUGACAACUGACGAUGAAUUCCAAAAGUUGGAACUGAUGCUGUCAGAAAAAAUAGAGGGUAAUCCUGAUGGCCAAGAGUCACUCAAUUAUACAUAUUUGACAAGACGACUGUCGACAAUUGGUGGAGCCGACCAGAGAUCCUAUGUCAUGAAUAUGUUGAAAUUUAUAAUGACAAACCAACUGGCUAUGUCCUAUAAUUGGAAAGGACAGCAUAAUAAAAAAAGUUUUGAGGCAACAAAACUACGUGAAGUUAUUGUGGGUAUGUAAACAACAGUUAAUAUAAACAAUAUUCUUAUCCAAUAUUUCAUAGAGAAGAUGCAAUUACUUCAGAUUUUGAAUUAUAAAAUAAAUAUGGGCAUUUAUUUUAUUACAUAACUUUUUGUUAAUAUUGAAUAUUUUAUAUUAAAACUUGAACAAUUAUAUUUGGCAAAAUGUCGUUAAAUAGAUUUCAGACACAAAAUAAUAA